AUGUUAAUAAUAUUAAUCCUGAUGACCAUUAUUGGUAAUGUAUUGGUGAUUUUAUCAGUAUGCGUUUAUAAAAGAAUGCGAACUUUUACGAAUAUCUUGCUUAUUUCAUUAGCAACCUCAGAUUUGUUAGUAGGUUUAAUUAUUAUGCCUCUUUCACUGAUUGAUUUACUUUAUAACCAUAUUUGGCCAUUAACUCGUAUUAUUUGUGCCAUUUGGGCUACGACUGAUGUUUUGUUAUGCACGGCUUCGAUCCUCAAUUUAUGCAUUAUUUCAAUUGAUCGAUAUAUGGCUAUAAUUAGUCCAUUGAAAUAUUCGAGGACAAGAGACCGAAAACUGGCCACUGGUCUUGUAAGCACGGCUUGGAUUCUUUCCGUAAUUAUAUGCAGCCCACCGUGGUUCGUUCCGGGUUGGGGAAUUUUUGCUGACUAUAAUAUUACGAGUGAUUCCAGUUCUUUAUUUAAUAUAACAAAUUUACCUCUAUCAUACGACACAUUCGCUUGUGUUUAUCCGGCAUCUGUUCCUUAUCGAAUCUAUAGCCGAUUGUAUUUAUCUAUUUUAUCAUCAGUAAUGUUGUCAGUUUAUUUUAAAAUUUUUCGAGUGACAUCAAAAAGAGAAUCCUUAAUACGAAAGACACAAGGAACAAUUCGAUUGAACGCUGCCAACAAAAACAGAAUAACAAAGCAGUCUUCAUCUUCUCUGCGAUUCGCAAAUUCGCUGAAUAUCUGCUUAAUAAAUUACAAAAAAAUUUCUGAAAUUUCAAUCAUUGAUUUGCCAUCACUUUUUCUUUUUUGCUUUAUUAAAGAGAUAUAUAUAUAUCCUUUUUUUAUUAGAGUUUAUUUUGAAAUUUCAACUGAAAUUCAGCAAACAGUUACAUUCGAAAAAACUGAUGGUAAAAAUGAAACACCGACUUCAAUAAGGAAAGCGAAACACGGUUAUAACUUAUUACAACCACGACACCUUCUUAUGAAAGCGCAAGAUCAUUAUUUAUCACAGGGACCGGGAAAAAUGAGCAAAAGUUCGAGGGAAAAAGUUAUGUAUAUGAAAGAGAGAAAGGCACUUAAAACUAUCACCAUAGUUGUAUCAGGUUUUGUUAUAUGUUGGAUGCCUUUCUUCGUGCUUUAUCUUAUUGAAGUAUUUUUUAAUGAAAUAGUCGAAACGAAAACUUUCCCAAUUGCAAGUGAAUUAUUUUUAUGGCUGGGUUAUUCGAAUUCUGUACUAAAUCCAAUUAUUUAUACUAUGUAUAACAUCGAUUUUCGACGCUGUUUUCGUGAUUUAUUUUCAUUGGGUUGUUGCUAUAAUCGCCCUCGAACGAUGAGUGUUAAAAAAUUGCAUCAAAGAAGCGCUAUAUUUUGA
Messenger RNA from Dracunculus medinensis (Guinea worm), 1353 nucleotides. The record is from the annotation of a GenBank genome assembly. NCBI's taxonomy places the organism in Eukaryota, Metazoa, Nematoda, Chromadorea, Rhabditida, Dracunculidae.